Messenger RNA from Lathyrus oleraceus (garden pea), 2929 nucleotides. RefSeq names its product transcription factor bHLH155. NCBI's taxonomy places the organism in Eukaryota, Viridiplantae, Streptophyta, Magnoliopsida, Fabales, Fabaceae. The record is from RefSeq and is a predicted model, not a curated record. Gene Ontology annotation, biological process: regulation of DNA-templated transcription. Gene Ontology annotation, molecular function: DNA-binding transcription factor activity; protein dimerization activity. The transcript has 11 exons. The coding region runs from base 642 to 2648 and encodes 668 amino acids.
CAAAAAGCAUGUAUGUGCUCACUACCCUAAACAAUAUUGCAAAAUCAAAGUUUGAGUUUGUUUUCUAGAUUUUCUUUCUUUCUCUAAAACACAGUGCUAGUCUUUGUUUCUUUUUUCUCCUUUUUUAGUCCUUGUUUGGAUUUGAAUCAUACAUAAAAAUAUAAAUAUAAUCUCAGAGGCUAAAUUCUCAUGGAGUUUGAUGAAUUUGUAUAUGGUGAAAUUUUUGAAAAUAAUAUAGUCAACAGUUAUAGUGGAAGUGCUGUUCUUCUAUAUUGACCUACUUUGUGGCAGAAACUAUAGCUUUGUGCCAAGUUUGUGAAAUUACUUUCUUGAAUUUUGGCUGCAAGAAUGGGAAUUGUGAGCAUUUGUGGUGAUAAUUGAUUUUGACAGAACGGCUCUACAUAUUUACUUUGUCAUAGUUUUUUGUUGGAUGAACCAAGUUAUGGUAAUUUUGUUGCUGAUUAGUACAAUAGGGCCAAUGUUAAAAAAGAGAGUUGGUUUGAGAAUUAAACAAGCUGGUAGAGGCUCAUACCGAGGAAGCUAGGUUUGUUGUGGUUGUGUGCUUGAAAAUUGUUGUUGGUUGUUGUGUUUUGUGUUUGUUGUUUAUUUUACAAAAAAGUGAAGUUCUGCAAAAGUAGAAGAUGGAAGCUUCUUCAAUAACAGAACUGUUGAAGGACUUUUGUGAUACUAUGCCAUGGCAGUAUGCUGUCUUUUGGAAGCUUAACCACCUUUCUCCAAUGACAUUGAACUGGGAAAGUGGUUACCAGAAAAGUAAUGAGCCUUUGGGGAGUAUGUGGGGGGACAUCAAUUUCGAAUCCGUAGAAGAUGUAUAUUCUUCAAGGACUGAAGGAACUGAUGAUGUAGGUGAUUAUUCAGUUCGACUUCUCAUGAUCGAAAUGUCUCAUCGUAAAUACAGUUUGGGAGAAGGGGUUGUUGGUAAAUCAGCUCUUGCCAAGGAACAUUGUUGGGUUUCCAGCGAGGAUAUUUUCACCGGUAAAUUUGACACUAGUUUGCUUCCUGAGUGUCCCGACGAGUGGCUUCUUCAGUUUGCUUCUGGCAUCAAGACUAUUGUGCUGGUUCCAGUUCUUCCACAAGGGGUUUUGCAGUUCGGUUCAUUUAAAGGAGUUGCUGAAGACCGAGAAUUUGUUGCAAAUAUCAAAGAGAAAUUUCAUUUCAUUCAUUCUAUGGAAGCUAAUACCACAGCUUUGAACUAUGGAAUUGAUUCUCAAGAUUGGUCAUUCUCAGAUCUAUCAAAUUAUUUGAUGGAUAGCAUCGAUGAAUCUUCUGCAGCUAGUACUUCUCUCAAUAUGAACGAAUCGGCCAGAUUUUCUCAGGAUGAGUAUUUGUUCUCCAGAGAAACUCAGCUAAAAUCUCUCAAAAGAGCCAAUGAAAAUCAGAUGUUUUCCUCAUCAUUCGAGGCGUCAACUGAUCUAACACAUAUCAGUUAUGUGGAGACAAAGCCAAAUCAUCUGGUAGAAGAGAUAUGGCCCUGGUCUCAAUUUGUAGGCAAUGAAGAAAAGUUCGGAGAGACAUCUUAUGGAUUAAGUUCUUAUUCUGAUAAUAAUUUGACUGGUCAUGUUAACGUUAAGAAUUUCAAUGACUUCUCUUCUGUCCCCUCAGUGUCUGCAUUCCACAAAGCAGUUGGGUCUGUUGCGUAUCGAAAUAUCUUGGACGAGGAUACAUUCAGUAGCUCGACUUUAAUAUCCAAUAAAAAGGAGCAUGAUCAUAUCACGAGUUUUGAGCUUCAUGAAGGACUCGAACCAGAAUAUCUUUUGGAUGCUGUUGUUGGCGAUUUAUACAGUGCCUCCGAUGAUACCUCGUGUAGAUCCAACAGUUUUAGGUCUCAUAUAACAAUGCCGUCAGAGUUUACUGGCUCCAUUCAGCCGAAAAUCACAUCUGUAGAAAGAACUGCCUUUGUGAAAAACUCAGAUGUUGGAAGUGGUCUUAUGCCUGCGGUUACAACCAAUGCGAAAGACAUAUUUGCGUCAUCUUUCGAUGGAAAUUCAAGUUUAUUGGUUGAUGAGGCACCACGGGAACCGGUUAAUAAUCAUGUGGUUCCUAUUAGUCGACCAAAGCUCUCUAGUGUGAGCAAGAAAAGAGCAAAAGUAGGCAACAAGAAAAAUUCAAGGCCAAGAGAUAGACAAUUGAUCAUGGACAGGAUGAAGGAGUUGAGGGAACUCAUCCCGGAUGGUGGAAGGUGUAGCAUUGACAACCUUUUGGAACGAACCGUAAAGCACAUGAUGUACUUAAGAAUGGUAACUAGCCACGCCGAGAAACUGAAACGAUUUGUUGAUCGUGAGGAUUUACAGGUACCUGAAAGGAAAAGGAAGAAAACAAAUGGCAGCUAUCCAGGAAGAAGCUGUGCAUUUGACUUAGAAAGUGAACAGUCAUGGCCCAUAGUCAUAGAAGAUCUCGAAUCCUCAGGGCACAUGCUCAUAGAGAUGGCAUGCAAUGAUCACGGACUUUUCUUGGAGAUUGCUCAGGUGAUCCGAAGACUGGACAUUACCAUCUUGAGAGGGAUUUUAGAAAACCGUUCGAGCACAAGCUGGGCUUGUUUCAUCGUCGAGGUUCCAAGAGGUUUUCACAGGAUGGAUAUUUUAUGUCCUUUACUGCAUCUUUUGCAGCUUAGGAGAAACUGUGUCUCAUAAGAAAGCUGACCCUUCAUUCUUGUAUGAAGGAAAGUUAUCUCGUCUUCAGUUUUAAAUGACAAGUUCUGUUUUAUAUAGAAGUUAAAAUAGUUGGGUGACUAUAGUAGUGGAAAUAAUUGCUCUCAUCAGUGUUAUUGUGGAAGUUGUUAUUGAUGACUGCAUGAAUAUGUAAACAAGAAUGAUGCAGAGGUGUUAUGUAGAAACAAGACUGACUUGCUUUGUAGACAUUUCUAGCAUGUGAUAUAUGAAUUGCUUUAUAAAAGAAAAUUUGGUGAAUGUAA